AACAACAAGGAGUAGGAGAAAAAGAAGAUGGGGGUUGGGGAUUUAGCUCAGAGGUAGAGCGCUUGCCUAGCGAGCGCAAGGCCCUGGGUUCGGUCCCCAGCUCCGAAAAAAGGAAAAAAAAAAAAUAUGAGGAAGAGGAGGAGAAGAAAUACACCAGGAAGAGGAGGAGCAGCACUAGGAAGAGGAAGAUGAGGACAAGGAGUAGAAGAAGGAGGGGGAAUAAAUUCCUGCUUAGUGGUGGAAGACAGAAAGGUCGGCUAUUGGAGGACAGACAAAUGGGAUACUGAAACACAAAUCUUGCAGAUCUAAAAAGGGUCAUCUCCUAGAGUACAAUGAUGGGCCAGAAAACUUGCUACUCUGUGCCUUCAGCGCACUCUAAUCCUAAUGGAGGUGCUUAUGUCACUCAAGAUUCACUGGCCAGUCAGGGCGUUUUUAAGGACCCUCCAAUCAGAAGAAAAGGAGUGUUCUUCCGGGCUCUUUUGUUCCUGCUGCAAGUUCCACUCUAUUACUGAGCAGGUUUGAAUGGUUGGUGGGACAUGCUUUGAACUCUGCUGCUGAGUGCCUUACCGGAGUGCCAACCCUGAACUACCAAGUCCAAUCAUGGUGAGCAUGUAACCACUGCCCUUAACCUGAAUUAGCACUGGACUGAGAAGGGGGGGGCAGGGAGGUGGCCCUCCCAUGCAUGGGCUUGGUCAGAACUAGCAGCCAUCUUGUAGAUUCCGUGUGGUCCUAGCCAUUAGGUGUUCUCAUGUGUUCCGUUUGGGAGCUGCAUCUGUGCAAAGCCUUUGGAGCAAGGGGUUUCUGUCAGAAACAUCAUGGGCAGGAUGCCAAAUGCGGAGACCUAGCUUUUCAGUGUCCUCCAGAACUUGUCCCUUGCCAUUUAAAAUCAACCUCAAGGCUGGGUAGCACUGGAAUUUAAUCUCUUAAGGGAACAGGAGAAUCUAUGAUGUAGGAUCUUCCAUUGCUUAGGAAAUAGAGGCACUGUGGAUUGCUCUGGUGCUGUUUGUAGUUUGGUGUUAAUUCCACUUCUCCCAGAGGGGCUGCCUAGGAUGAGGAGUAUUCACAUAUUCAGGUGUCUUUCGAUGGAAACUUCUCCCCAUUUUAACAUGUAAAAUAUAGGCUAGAGCAGGUUAUUGGGCUGGGGAGGGGAAGGUGGAACUGAAAAGGUUUAGGGAGAAGGAGAAAAGUGAGGUAAGGUGGAGGAAGGAAAAUUGAAGUGAAGCAGGUGGCCUACAGCAUGUGUAUUGGUCCCCAGAACAAUGGCCUUGCUUUCUUCUUGACUUAAGUUUCCAAAUUCUUAAGAUAAAGGGCAGUACCUCAACCGAGUUUUAAAAUUACCUAUUUGAGUCAUGGACUGAACUGUGCAUUGCAGUAACAGGGAAAGGAUUUGCAUGUGGAACAGGACUCCUCCCUCAGAAGUGUGCAGGAGGAAGAGUGUCCUGUGUACAAUGCAGAGUGAAACAGGGUAGGCAACAGCUAGAUCACAGACUAAUUGAAGUUUAAAGCCUUCAUCUGCAGGGCUCACCUUUAUGAAUAAAGUCCUGCCUGACUUAGGGUGUGUGAUUUUGUAAUUUCCUAACGAGUGUUAAUUCAUACCUUUUAAAGUAAACACACAAGAUUGGUGGGUGAGACUCUGGGACCCACUCCUGAAAGACAGUCUUACAACACCUUCCAAGAUGUUCCAAGAGUGGACAGUAGGAAGGAGAAAGGACCUUUCAUUAGUGUUCUCUGAGGUCUCUGUCCUUGGCGUGGGGCGGGGGUUGGGGGGUAACUACAAACAAAGAGGAUCCUGUGUAGGAAUUGACAUCACUGACAACUUCGUGUGGAAGUGUAGAUCACAGGAGACCUGUUUUGUCUCAGUUGCUUGAUCAGCAUACCUCCAGUAGGGGAGAUGCUAAGUUUUUAAGACUUAGCUGUGUGGUUCAAGCUAAUGAGGGAUAUGGGGAGGCUGAGCAGUCAGACACACCAGUGGGAGAUAGCAAGCAGUGUCUUCUAGGAUUCCCCUUAGACACAUCCAUUAGGAAAUCUGAGGAAGAUCACAGUCCCACCGCGGUGAGUGUGAGGACCCCAGAUCCCAGACCCCAGACAUGGAAGAGUACCCUGGUGGAUCUAUCAGAGUCUAAUGUGUUAGACUAGGAUGAGCUGUGAUCCACACUGUUUUGUUGGUAUAUGUGUUGAUCUGGGGAGAUGCACUGGGCUUUCUUUCCUCAGUGAGAGGGCAUUCCUUGAGGAGGGGUGAAUCUGGAUUUCUAUCUAUUUCAGUGUUGCUGAUACUCUCUCUAUGCAGUGCACACACUGAAGCUUAUAGUGUGUGGUACACGGACUUGUAGGGAAUAUUGAGGUCCAGUUUGUAGAAGUUCCAAAUGAAAUAACUCGACAAGUUCGGUAGGAGUGAAAUCAAAGUUUGUGGAUUAUCCAGAACAAAAGGUAGUUUCAAAUGACCAUCAAGUGCUGAAAGGAAAGCAUAAAUUGAAAUGCAAGGAGAUUAUCACCAUUAAACAGAAGAUCCUUUCUAUGGACUUGAAAUCUUAGAAGAUGCCAUGAGAGUAACACGCUUUCCUACUAACCCUCCAAUUAAUGGAAGGAGUAGACAAAGUGAUUCCUAGUCCCAGUAAAAGAUUCUACAACUGUUAUUCAUCUGUGAUGGGGUCCAGCCCAGUUUAGAAGCCAGACUCAAGAAGACCACUUAUUUCUUGUGGGUUGGAAACAAGAAGGAUGCAAAGGUCAUGGAUGCUUGCUCUGUGGUUCCAAUUCAGCACUCUUCCAGCCAUCUCUGUUCUGCAGAGUCAGAGCCCCAUUGAUGAGCCUGUUGAGUUCAUUACUUGAGGUCAUGAGGAUGAAGCUUCAGUUGUAUUUCCUGACCACAUGACACUGAGAUACAAAACAUGAGACAUCUGCUAUGGAGAGCUGCAUACACAAUGUAGAAGUAACCAAAACAACAGCUAUGUUACAAGUUGCCCCUUAAAAUGUAAGCCACAUAUGUCUGAGACAGAGCCAUAGGACUUGCCUUUGACAUGCAGGUUUCUUGCUCCAUCUACUGAUGUACCCAUGCCUGUUUAUUGGAAUGGGAAGUGAUAUUCUGUGCCAUUUUUGUCUUUUAUUGGAUACUUUUUUGUUUACAUUUCAAAUGUUAUUCCCUUUCCCAGAUUCCCGGACAUAAACCCUCUAUCCUAUCCCCCUCUCCUUCAUUAUACGGGUGUUCCCCACCCCAACCACCCUCCCUUCCCACCCUCCUGACUUUCCUUUAUACUGGGGGUGUUCACCCUUGGUCCGACCAAGGGAUUUUCCUGCUAUUGUUGCCCAGCAAGGCCAUCCUCUGCUACAUUAUCAAGCUGGAGCCAUGGGUUAGUUCAGGUACAGUCCUUGGUAGUGGUUUAGUCCCUGGGAGCUCUGUUGUUGUUAUGAGGUGGAAAGCCCCUUCAGGGUUUUCAAUCUUUUCUCUAAUUCUUCCAACAGGGAUCCCAUUCUCAGUUCAAUGGUUUGCUGCUUGCAUUCGCCUCUGUAUUGGACAUGUUCUUUCUGUGCCUCUGAGGAGACAGCUAUAUUUGGCUCCUGUCAGCAUGCAGUUCUUAGCUUCAUUAAUCUUAUUUCGUUUUGUUGGAUAUAUAUGGCUCUGAAUGGCUGUUCCUUCUGUCCCUUCUCCAAACUUUUCUUCCAUAUACCCUCCUUUUAAGAAGGAGUUAAGCAUCCACACUUUGCUUGUCCUUCUUGAACGUCAUGUGGUCUGUGGAUUGUAUCUUGGGUAAUUUGAGCUUUUGGGCUAAUAUCCACUUAAUAUCCACUCUAAGGCCACAUGAUGGGAGGACAGUCCUGCAUCUCCUCUAGGCUUGGCUCUGAAGGUGAAAGUUUUCCUGCAUUGGCAGUACUUGACAUUAGCCAUGAGUAGUGACGUCAUCAAUUUCCCUUGGUCGAUAAUCAUCCUGACUGACCAUUACUCUGGUCCACAGACCAGGCAAAUGAGAAUCUGGAAAGUGUAUUGCCAGGGCGUUAGUUUGGAAUCGAUGUGUGGGGGUGGGAGCAUCCUCAUAGAAGCAAGGGUAGGGGGGUGGGGGUAUAGGAGAGGGGGAAAAGGAGAUAACAUUUGAAAUGUAAAUACAUAAAAUAUCUAAGAAAAUAAAUAAAGUAGAAACAAAUGUAAAGAAAGAAGAAUAUGGACAAAGACCUGAACUUACUGUGAACUGUUGUUGACACUAAUGCAGGUAGUUCAAAUUACUCUAGUUACACGAGUUCAGUUCCCUAAAACCAAACAGAUGGGCACUCUGAGGGAUUGUUAUUAUUUGCAAUAUUCAAGAUGGGAAAUAUCUUCUUUAAUCUGGAGGUAUUGAUUGACAAGAAAAAAUUAGUCUAGGCCAUAGCUUGUGGUGGGCGCUUCCAUGUAUAAAGGAUAUUGAAGUUGGUAGUUCUUUCUCUUCUUCCCCUACACUGGCUAGAAAGAUCAUUUUAUUUUUCUGGCAUUUGCAUCUCCUUCUCUUUAAUUCUGGCAUAUGGUAAAGACGAGCUGAGACACACAGCUACUGCUGUAUUCUUCAAAUUUCUUCCAAUACAGUUUUUGUUUUACUAGUUGGACCACAUUCUGCGAGCCAUUCUUAUAUAUCCACUCCAUGCACACAUAGACAUUUCCAUUGUAUUAGGUCUGUUCAUCUGGAAAACCUUUACUAACACAGAUAUGAUGUUUCACCUUCCACUGAGGAAGAUGUGCUUCUAACAUUAGUGCUCCGUAGCUGUCGGCAUCCAUUCCCUGCUUUUCUCCCUGGGUUGUUUGCAGUCUCACAUGUAGCAGUUGAAUAUUAGCUGCAAUUUUCCCGACGUCAGCGUACAAUCAGAGAAACAAACAUCACGCUUUGUGUCCUAAAGUCUCUCUUUAAUUGUUACUAUCCUUGGAACCUAUACUACUGUCUGCUCCAAGCUGAAUACUGUACCUUGCAAGUUAUCCCUCUUGAUUGAGGAGCAGCAACAGCAGCAAGAGCAGGAGGAAGAAACUCCUGCUGAGUGCUGGACGGCAGAAAGUUAGGUUAUUGGAAGACACGCUAAAGAGAUACUGAAAUAAAAAUCUUGCAGCUCUGAGAAGGGUAAGCUCCUGGACUAGAAUCCCGGGCCAGGAAACGCUAUGCUGUGUGCCUUCAUCGCACUCUAAUCCUACGGGAGGGAUUCAUGUCACUCAAGAUUCACUGGCCAAUCAGGGCCUCCAGGCAGGACGUCCACUUGUAGAAGAGGAGUGUACUUCCUGGUGCCCUGUUUCCAGCAGCCGAUUUUUCUGAGUUGCUUAGCGGGCUUGAAUGAUUGGCCUGAUGUGUUUUGAUGUCGGCUGCCGGGUGUCUUAUGGACGUGCUGGCAAUCUACUAAGUCGGGACAUGACAGUGACUUUUGAGGAUGUGCAUGUGAACUUCACUCAGGAAGAGUGGGCUUUGCUAGAUCCCUUCCAGAAGAAGCUCUACAAAGAUGUCAUGCUGGAGACCUACAGGAACCUCAAUGCUAUAGGCUUUAAUUGGGAAGAACAAAAUAUUGAGGAACAUUGUCAAAGAUCUAGAAGACAGAAGAGGCAUGAAAGAAGUCAGAGUGCAGAGAUUCCCUCCGAAUAUACUCACUGUGGAAAACCCUUUGCUUUACAUGCUCACAGUCAUCCUCAAAGGAAUGAAAGGAUCCAUUCAGAAAAGAAGCCCUCUGAAGUUAUUCAGUGUGUUGAAGCCUUUGCUCCUUACACAAGUCUCCAAAUACAUAAAAGAACACAAGCUAGACAGAAACCUUAUGGAUGUAGUCAAUGUGGUAAAGUUUUUUCAAAUCACAGUAAACUUAAAAAGCAUGAAAGUCUUCAUACUGAAAAGAAACCCUACAAGUAUAAUGAAUGUGAUAAAGCCUAUCCACGACCCAGUAGCCUCCAGAUGCAUAAAAGAGUUCAUACUGGAGAGAAACCCUACAAAUGUAAUGAAUGUGAUAAAGCCUUUUCAGACCACAGUAGCCUCCAGAAGCAUAAAAGAGUUCACACUGGAGAGAAACACUACAAAUGUAAUGAAUGUGAUAAAGCAUUUUCAGUACACAGUAGCCUCCAGACGCAUAAAAGAGUUCACACUGGACAGAAACCCUACAAAUGUAAUGAAUGUGAUAAAGCCUUUUCACGACCCAGUAGACUCAAGCAGCAUAAAUAUAUUCACACUGGAGAGAAACCCUACAAGUGUAAUGAAUGUGAUAAAGCCUUUUCACAACACCAUAGCAUACGGAAGCAUAAAAGAAAUCAUACUGGAGAGAAACCCUACAAAUGUAAUGAAUGUGAUAAAGCCUUUUCAGACCACAGUAGCCUCCAGUCGCAUAAAAGAGAUCACAACGGAGAAAAACCCUACAAAUGUAAUGAAUGUGAUAAAGCCUUUUCACGACCCAGUAACCUCCAGACACAUAAAAGUGUUCACACUGGAGAGAAACCCUACAAAUGUAAUGAAUGUGAUAAAACCUUUUCACGACCCAGUAGCCUCCAGAAGCAUAAAAGAGUUCACACUGGAGAGAAACCCUACAAAUGUAAUGAAUGUGAUAAAGCCUUUUCAGACCACAGUAGCCUCCAGUCGCAUAAAAGAGUUCACACUGGAGAGAAACCCUACAAAUGUAAUGAAUGUGAUAAAGCCUUUUCAGACCACAGUAGCCUCCAGUCGCAUAAAAGAGUUCACACUGGAGAGAAACCCUACAAAUGUAGUGAAUGUGAUAAAGCCUUUUCAGAAACCAGUAGCCUCCAGAAGCAUAAAAGAGUUCACACUGGAGAGAAACCCUACAAAUGUAAUGAAUGUGAUAAAGCCUUUUCAGUACACAGUAACCUCCGGAAGCAUAAAAGAGUUCACACUGGAGAGAAACCCUACAAAUGUAAUGAAUGUGAUAAAACAUUUUCACGACACCGUAGCCUCCAGACACAUAAAAGAGUUCACACUGGAGAGAAACCCUACAAAUGUAAUGAAUGUGAUAAAACCUUUUCACGACCUAGUAGCCUCCAGAAGCAUAAAAGAGUUCACACUGUUGAGAAACCCUACAAAUGUAAUGAAUGUGAUAAAGCAUUUUCAGUACACAGUAGCCUCCAGACGCAUAAAAGAGUUCACACUGGAGAGAAACCCUACAAAUGUAAUGAAUGUGAUAAAGCCUUUUCACGACCCAGUAGACUCAAGCAGCAUAAAUAUGUUCACACUGGAGAGAAACCCUACAAAUGUAAUGAAUGUGAUAAAGCCUUUUCGGAACACAGUAGCCUCCAGAUGCAUAAAAGAGUUCACACUGGAGAGAAACCCUACAAAUGUAAUGAAUGUGGUAAAGCCUUUUCAGGACACAGUAACCUCCAGAAGCAUAAAAGAGUUCACACUGGAGAGAAACCCUACAAAUGUAAUGAAUGUGAUAAAGCCUUUUCAGAAAUCAGUAGCCUCCAGAAGCAUAAAAGAGUUCACACUGGAGAGAAACCCUACAAAUGUAAUGAAUGUGAUAAAGCCUUUUCAGUACACAGUAACCUCCGGAAGCAUAAAAGAGUUCACACUGGAGAGAAACCCUACAAAUGUAAUGAAUGUAAUAAAGCCUUUUCAGACCACAGUAGCCUCCAGACACAUAAAAGAGUUCACACUGGAGAGAAACCCUACAAAUGUAAUGAAUGUGAUAAAGCCUUUUCAAGACCCAGUAGCCUCCAGACACAUAAAAGAGUUCACACUGGAGAGAAACCCUACAAAUGUAAUGAAUGUGAUAAAACCUUUUCACGACCCAGUAGCCUCCAGAAGCAUAAAAGAGUUCACACUGGAGAGAAACCCUACAAAUGUAAUGAAUGUGAUAAAGCCUUUUCACGACGCAGUAGCCUCCAGAAGCAUAAAAGAGUUCACACUGGAGAGAAACCCUACAAAUGCAAUGAAUGUGAUAAAGCCUUUUCACGACCCAGUUGACUCCAGCACCAUAAAACUUCACACUGGACAGAAACCCUACAAAUGUAAUGAAUGUUUUGAAGCCUUUUCAGAACACAGUAGCCUCCAGAUGCAGAAAAGAAUUCACACUGGAGAGAAACCCUACAAAUGUAAUGAAUGCGAUAAAGCCUUUUCAUACCACACUAGCCUACAAAACCAUAGUAGAAUUCAUACUAUAGCAAAACCAUAGAAAUGUAAUGAAUGUGAUAAAGCCUUUUCACGACCCAGUAGACUCAAGAGGCAUAAUAGAGUUCAUACUGAAGAGAAAUCCUACAAAUGUCAUGAAUGUGAUAAAGCCUUUUCAGAACACAAUAGUCCCCAGAUGCAUAAACGGAUUCAUGUUGGAGAGAAACCCUACAAAUGUCAUGAAUGUGAUAAAGACUUUUCACGACCCAAUGGACUCCAGAUGCGCAAUAGAGUUCAAUGGGAGAGAAACCCUACAAAUGUAAUGAAUGUGAUAAAGCCUUUUCACGACCCAGUAGACUCAAGAGGCAUAAUAAAGUUCAUACUGAAGAGAAACCCUACAAAUGUAAUGAAUGUGUGAAACCUUUUCAGAAUACAGUAGCUUCCAGAAGCAUAAAAGGAUUCAUACUGGAGAGACUCCCUACAAAUGUAAGGAAUGUGGUAAAGCCUUUUCAUGACCCAGUAGCCUCCAGUAGCAAAAAGAGUUCACACUGGAGAGAAACCCUACAAAAGUAAUGAAUGUGAUAAAGCCUUUUCAGUACACAGUAGUCUCCAGAUGCAUAAAAGGAUUCAUACUGGAGAGAAAUCCUACGAAUAUCAUGAAUGUGAUAAAGCCUUUUCACGACCCAGUAUACUCUACAGGCAUAAAAGAGUUCAUAGUGGGGAGAAACCCUACAAAUAUAAUGAAUGUGAUAAAGUCUUUUCAGACCACGGUAGCAUUCGGAGGCAUACUGAAGACAAAGCCUACAAAUGUAGUGACUGUGGGGAAGCCUUUAGUCAACACAAUAGAAUCCUGAUACAUGGAAGGAUUCAUACUGGAGAGAAACCCUACAAAUGUAAGGAAUGUGAUAAAGCCAUUUCACGACCCAGUAGACUCCAGAUUCAUAAUAGAGUUCAUACUGGAGAGAAAGCCUACAUAUGUAAUGAAUGUGAUAACGCUUUUUCACAACCCAGUAGACUCCAGGUACAUAGAAGAAUUCAUACAGGAGCAAAACCCGUCAAAUGUAGUGAAUGUGUUAAACCCUUUUCACAACAAAAUAGUCUCUAGACACAUAGAGUUCAUACCAGAGAGAAACCCUACAACCUUAAACAAUGUGAUAAAGCCUUUCACAACACAGUAAUCUCCAAAUACAUUAAAGAACACACAGAGGAGGGAUACCCUCCAAAUGUAACCAAUGUGACAAAGCCUUUUCCCAACAUAAUAGUCUCCAAAUACAUAGAAAAUACAUACUGAAGAGAAACCCUACAAAUUAAUCAGUGUAAUAAAAGCUUCCCAAUCCACAUUCAUUUUUUUUGUAUGUUUGUUUUAUUCUGUUAAGAGUUAAAGACAGAUUUUAUUUUAAACUCUGAUUUACCAAAUUAGCUUUUCCUACCAACUCUCAGAGCAGAGACUUUCACAGGAUUCACAAUCUUUUGUUUAUUGGCUGCCUUUGUGGCAGCCUUGGCAGCCACCAUUGCUGUCUAUGAUACCCGCUUAGCCUUUUUUCCUUUCUUGUCAGCCCUUCUAGCCUGCUCUCAAUGAGCUUUCCUGACUCCUGUUUUCUGAUUCUUCUUAGCAUUAUAUCAGCACGAGACACACAGGGAUGACUCCCUGGAAUGUGACUGUACUGCGGGUUCUUUUGAAUUUCUUCAGCCUAUGUUUCGUGUGUGUGUGUGUGUGUGUGUGUGUGUGUGUGUGUGUGUGUGUGUGUGUGUGUGUGUAUGUGUGUGUACCUGUAGAGGACAGUCUAGUUCAUCUGCCUAGGAUUCCUUUUGGAAAGGAACGCAGACUCACUUUUGCCAAUAAGAAAACUGGAAAACCUUCCAAUCUGUCUUGGCAUAGUGCUGCCCAUGUUCCAGGUAGAUCUUGUACCCGCUGAAACUGAACAGCUCAGCUUUCACCGUCAUAGAUGCUCACCUGCCAGGGAAAGACAGCACAGAGCACAGUAAUCUUAAAAGGCAUGUGGGAGUGGGUGAUGUCAUUAAGCAGGUGAAGGCAGGUACAAGAUAGGACGAGGCCUGUCAUUGGAUGAGAGGGAAGGAUGAGCUGCAGAAAAGUUUGAGGGAAGAGGAUCUUAUCAAUUGGAUCAGAGGUUAUUGUGUGUUGUUUCUUGUGGGGAAUUAACUUUAAUAGAGUAUGUGUUAGCUGGGACACUGGGCCACCGAAUUGAGAUGUAUAUUUCUGCAAUGGUGACAGCGUGCCUUGGGGACUGCAUUGGUAGACAGAUUAUUGCCAGGCCCAGAGAGAGGCCAUAGGCAGUGUUAUAGGGGCUAGAGCAAAGCGGGUGAGAGGCUUUGCUGAUUGAGAUUAAGAUAUCUACCAGAUAUCUAGGGGCACUGUGAUGCUGACCAGUGGGGGUAAAAGACAGCAUUCCAUUUUUUAUAAUUUUGCAGCAACACAUACACCUGGAGAGAAGCCAUUGGUGUCUUGUUCAGUAAAAUUUCACCUUUUCCCAUGUAUUUGAGGCUCAUCCCCACGUUUUCUUCUAUUAGUUUGAGUAUCUGGUUUUAUGUGGAGUUCCUUGAUCCACUUGAAUUUAAGCUCUGUCCAGGGUGAUAAGAAUGGGUCAAUUUGCAUUCUUCUACAUGUUAACCUUCAGUUGAACCAGCACCAUUGGUUGAAAUGUUAUCUUUUUUCCACCUGAUGGUUUUAGUUCCUUUGUCAAACAUCAGUUGACCACAUGAGUGUGGGUUCAUUUCUGGGUCUUCAGUGCUGUUCCACUGAUCUGCCUGUCUCUGUACCAAUACCAUACAGUUUUUAUCCUCAUUGCUCUGUAGUACUGCUUGGGGAUGUUGAUUUCCCCAGAAGUUCUUGUAUUGUUGAGUAUUUUGUAUGCUAUUCUGGUUUUUUUGUUAUUCCAAAUGAAUUUGCAAAUUGCUCUAAGUCUUUGAAUAAUUGAGUUGGAAAUUUGGUGGAGAUUUCAUUGAAUCUGUAGAUUUCUUUUGGCCAAAUGGCCAUUUUUGCAAUAUUAAUCUUGCCAAUCCCUGAGCAUGGGAGAUCUUUCCAUCUUCUGAAAUCUUCAAUUUUUCUUCAGAGGCUUGAAGUUCUUGUCAUGCAGACAUUUCACUUGCUUGGUUAAUGUCACAACAAUGUAUAUUAUAUUUUUUUGACUACUGUCAAGGGUGUCAUUUCCCAAGGACACAUGCUGCUCUAUGUUUAUCAAAGCCUUAUUUAAAAGACUCAGAUGGCAUCGAACACAGGAAUGGAUACAGAAAAUGUGGCAAGUUUACACAAUGGAGUGCUACUUGGCCAUUAAAUAAAAUGACUGCAUAAAAUUCUUAGGCAAAUGGUUGGAACUAUAAAAUAUCAUAGUAACUGAGGCAACUCGGUCACAAACAGACACACAUGAUAUCCACAAACUGAUAAAUGGGUAUUACCCCAGAAGCUCAGAAUACCCACAAUAAAAUUAACACAUCCUAUGAAGCUCAUGAACAGGGAAGACCAAAGUGUGGAUGCUUCAGUUUGUAGAAGGGGAAACAAAAUACCCACAGAAGGAAAUUAGGAGACAAAGUGUGGAGUAGAGACUGAAGGGAAGACAUCAAGAGAAUACUCCACCGGGUGUUCACCCCACAUACAGUCACCAAACGGAUACUAUUGCAGAUGCCAAGAAAUGCUUGCUGACUGGAGCCUGAUAAACCUGUCUUGUGAAAGGCUCAGCUAGAGCCUGGCAAAUACAGAGGUGGAUUUUUAAAACAAACCAUUGAGCUGAGUACGGGGUCCCCAAUGGAGGAGUUAGAAACAGGAUUGGAGGACCUAAAGAGGUUUGCAACCCCAUAGGAAGAACAAUAAUAUCAACCAAGCUGAUCCCACAGAGCUUCCAGGCAUUAAACGCCCAACAAAAGAGCACACGUGGAGCCACCCAUGACUCCAGCUACAUCUGUAGCAGACGAUGGCCCUAUUGGAAAUCAGUGGGAGGAGAGACCCUUGGUCCUGUCAAGCUGUAAUGCUUCAGUGUAGUGGAAUGCCAGGAAGGCAAGCAAGAGUGGGUGGGUUUGUGGAAGCACCAUCAGAGAUGCAGGGGAGGGGCUAUAUGAUAGUGGGUUUCUGGAGUGGAACCUGGGAAAGGGGAUAACAUUUGAAGUGUAAAUAAAGAAAAUAUCCUUUGACAGAAAAGGAAAAAAAGAAAUGGAGUCUUCUUUAGAAUGUCACAACCUUCAGACAUACAGCACUCAGGAUGAGGUAAAAUGCCUUUCACAUCAAAUUAGUGCAGUCAACUACCUAAACUGAAACAGGUGGUUAAUGUGAGGUCUUUUUCUUAUUUGGAAUAUAUAACAUGGCAAAACCCCUCUUUUUUUCUGGAGCUUUUGAGUUCACAAGAAAAAUCUUUAUCUUCUGCUGGAAGCUUACAUAUGUAAGGAUGAUGAAGAUGGGAACUCUUUUUCUUUUUCUUCCUGCCAUACUCUGGCAAGAGAGAUCACUAUUUUUCUACCAUUCAAGGUUCCAUGUUAGGAAUUCUGGUAUAUGCUAAAGACCAGCUGAGACAUAGAGACACGACUGUAUUCUUCAGCUUGCCAUUGUUACACAGUCAUUGUUUUACUCGUGGACAACAUUCCAUGAGACAUUUCUCUAUAUCCACUUCAUCCAUACAUAGAGAGAGCCAUGCUUUGGGUUCUGUUCAUCUGGAAAACCUCUGCUAAUACAGAUAUGUGUUUUCACCUCCCUCUGAGGACGAUGUGCUGGCUUCUAAUAGUGCUCCACUGAGAUUGCCAUCCAUAUCCUACUUUUUUCCCAGAGUUGUCUUGAUUCUCAUAUUGAAAGAACAAGAUAAACCCCAUUUGUGCAGAAUUAUUUUGAAAGGGAAAGAUAAACCCCUUUUAUCUCCACUGAAGCAACCCUUUCAUCCAUUUGGAACACCAGGCGUGUUUGAAAAAGCAGCCAUAAAGCACCAGCUUCAGGAUAGACCACAAUUAACAUAGAGAAAGUCAUGAGACACCAGCUCUAGGAAAAUAAAAUUAAAUCUAGAACAAAUUCAUAAACACCCCUCACUCCAGAGACCAGUCCAGGUAUAAGUACAAAUAUGGGAAAUACCUUUUCUCCGAAUGGGCCAUUUGCACUGGGCAGCCCUAUUUCAUUACAUGGUUUAAAGUUCAUAACACAGGGAUGCAAAACACUGACAAUGUGUGACCUCAUAGCAUCCACCAAAGAAAUAUUUUAUUAUGCUAGAGAUUUUACCUGGUUCCCUAUAAAAUGAUUUUGUGCUUUUCCUGGGGUUGGUAUUCUAAAGAAUGGGUGACCUCUGUAUGAAGACCAUCUCUGCACAAUAAGCCUUCUUUGUUUUUGCCUACUAUCUAAGUCUGGGCUCUUCAGUGAUAUUCAGACCCUUACAUUAUAUAGCAGAUGAAUAUUAGCUACCGUGUGAAGUUACAGAAAUAAACAUCCUAUUUUCUGUCCAAAAAGUUCUUUUAAUUGGGAAGACCCCAUCUUUCAAGGAGUUAUAUAGUAAAUAAUGGACUUUAGAAGCUAUCCAUCUUGAUUCAAGGAGGUAUAGUUUGAGUGGAGGAGGAGGGAGAGGACAAAGGGGUGGUAGAAAAGGAAAGGAAGAGGAAGAGUGAAAAGAACAAGAAGAGGAACAAGACAAGAAGAAGAACAAGAUGAGGAAGGAGGAGGAAGAGGCAGAGCAGAAGAAACUGAACAGGAAGUGGAGGAGGAAGAGCGUGAGAAGGAAAAGCAGGAGCAGUGUAUAUGGAAGAGGAGAAUGAGGACAAGAAGAAUGAGUGGGAGGAGGAGGGGGAAGAAAUUCCUGCUGGAAGAUAGAAAGGUAGGAUAACGGAGGACAGGCAUAUUUGAUACUGAAACACAAAUCUUGGGGAUCUUAAAAGGGUCAGCUCCUGGACUAGAAUGCUGGCCCAGGAAACCUUAAGCUAAUGUGUCUCUUCAGCACAAUCCAACCCUAAGAGAGGUGCUUAUGGCACUCAAGAUCCACUGGCCAAUCAGGGCCUCUAGGAAGACCCUGCAAUCAGAAGAGGAGGGAUCUUACAGGUGCCUUGUUCCUACAGCAAGUUCAGCUCUCUUGCUGAGGAUGCUUCUAAGGUUGAUAUAGUGUGUUUUGACCUCUUCUGCUGAGUGCUUUCCAGGAGUGCAGGCCUGAGCUACUAAGCCUCAUUGUGGUGAGCAUGUGACCACUGUCCCUAACCUGAAUUAUCAGAGGACUGAGAAUGGGGAGGUGGCGAAGUGGCCCUCCUGUGUGCAGAGUGUAAAUUAGCAGCCAACUUUGAGGUUCUUGUGGUCCUAGCCACUAAGUGUUCUUAUGGGUUUCACAUGAAUAACUUCAGUAUGGGAGCCUCAUCUGCACAAAACAUUUGGAGCAAGGGAUUUCAAGUAGAGAUGCAUCUUUGGCAUGAUUCCAAAUUCGGAGAUCUUGUUUCUCAGCAUCUGAACGUUUCCUUAAGUAUUUCUUGUUUAUUCAAAGUUUCUCUGUUGACCAUUCUCUGUUUAGUACUGUAUGUACCCUAUACUUAAAUUAGGAUAUUUGAGCUGUUUCUGUCUAACCUCUUGAGUUCUUCAGAAAUUUUUAAUACUAACCCUAUGUAAGAUAAAGCAUUAGUGAAUAUUCUGUUUCAAUCUUUACGCUGCUUUUUUGUCCUACUGACAGUGACCUUUACCUUAAAGAUAUUUUGUAGUUUCAUGAAGUCCCACUUUUCAAUUGCUGAUGUUGGUGCCUGAACCAUUGCCAUUCUUGUCAGGAAAUUGCAUCUUGAGCACUUGUGUCUGAUAUUAUGUUGAUGUCCUUGAUUCAGUAGGACUGUGGUUGAUGUUUACUUGCGUUUUCGGUUCAGUUUUGUGUGUGUGUGUUUGUGUGUGUGUGUGUGUGUGUGUGUGUGUGUGUGUGUGUGUGUGUGUGUCUGUUGUGGCUUCAUUUUCAUUGAAUUCUGGAAAGUCUAUAAUUUCUUAUUUCUUCACUGACAUGGUGAUCAGAGCAAAAAGAAUAUUUAGUUUGAGAGAAGUUUUAGGCUAUCUGUUCUGUUCAUGGACAGAAGUUUACCUACUACAGCUGUGUGUUUUUCACCUUCCCACUGCAGAAGAUGUUUCUAGGUAAUGAUAGUGCUCCAAAAUCAUUUUCAUCCAUUUCCUUCUUUUCUCCCAGUGUCAGGAUUCUCUAGGUAGUUGCUGCAGUUGUCCUGAUACCAUCGUGAAGUCACAGAAACAAAUGCCAUAUUUUGUAUCCUAAAUCUCUUUUUAAUUGGAAUCUUCUCAGAACAGUUCUCCUGUGAAUGUGAUAGUUCACCCUCCUGCAAGUUGAAUAUUGUAUUGUGAAAUAUAUCCACCUUGAUUCCUGGAGGAAGAAGAGAACAUGCCUGCUGAGUGCUAAUGCUGUCUUCAUUUUAGAUUGUAACCAUAGUAUAACUAUGAGUAACCAUAACCAUAGUAACUAUAAGUAUUUAGAAAACUAUAAGUUGAUAAUGAAUCUUAUUUGCAAGAAAAAUGUUGAAGUGCUAUCUCUUUUAAUGUGUUAUUGCAUUCUUAGAGAGAAACACUUAUUCAGAACAAUUUUCUCAGAACCACAACAAGUUCCAGACAACUGUCGCAGUGGGUAUGGCUGGUUGCUUCUAAACCUCAUGACAUAAUUUCAAUUUCUAAUAGACGCCUAUUAUCUAUGAAUUCUUUUCUCAUUUCUAUAGUUAGAGUCUGGCAUAGGUAUGACACACACUGGCAGUAUAUAAAAUGUUAAACAAAAUAAGGAACAAUGAUGUCACUUGAAGCUAAAUGCAUACUUGGAUCUUAUCUGUAGAAUGCACAUAGUGGAAGUAAACAAUAGACACCUGUAAGGUGCUUUUCUCUCACUGCUACCUAUACCCAUGGCACAGGUGUAUGUGCACAAACACAGUUGAAACAUUUUUUUAUGCAGAGGAAAUGAACAAUGCAAAGAAUAUGCCCCAUUUUUGAGAAAAUAUGAAAUGAUUUUCCUGUUUAAAUUAUUAUUGCAAUGUUUCAGUAGAUAUUACUAAACAUCAAACCCAUGAGGCUUCAUCUUUAAAUUUACCUUGCCAUUCAUUCUUUGAUUCAAAGCUAAGUCUUGAAAAAAAAUCUCAGUUGGCCUUUGGGCUGCAUUCGUGUAAUCCCAGGACAUGGGGAGGGUGGUAGGCCAGUCUCUCUGAAUUUAAGGCACAGUGCUGUACUUUGUAGUGACAUACUUUAUAGCCACAUUCUGACUCAGGAAAAAAAAUAUGAAAAGAAAGAGCAUACUUUAUUUAAUUGACAUUCCCUAAUAGAAUCUGAGUGUUUUCUGGACUCAUUUGGCAGCAGUGGGAGCCCACAACAAUGCAUGUCAGGUGUACCUCUGAUGUGAGUUGUGCUUCGUGUAAGGGGAGAACAGGAACAUGCAUACGUGAAGAUUGACAUGCUGAAUGGGAUCCUAUUUGAGUUCCUUGAUGACUAAAAAACAUUCAUUUUGGAACUCUGUUGGUAACUCUAGGUGACAUCAAGUCUGUCAUUAGAGUACCAUGGCUCUCAAACAGAAAUCACUCUAAAACUAUGGAAGUCAGGUAUUUAGAAAGAACAAUGGGAGCUGGAGAGAGGGCUCAUCAGUUAAGAGCAUUUACUGCUCUUACAGAGGUCCUGAGGUUAAUACCCAGCAAUGGCACAGUUGCUCACAACCACUGUGAGAUGACUUCUUCUGCUGUGUCUGAAGAUAGUGACACUGUACUCAUAUUGAUAAAGUAAGUAAAUCUUUAAAAAAUAAAAGAAAGAAUCAUGGAGUAUUGAUCAAAUAUUAGGGGGUGGGCAUUGUAUAUUAAAGAGGAAGAAAAGGCCCUCGACCCCAAUGCUUAGGGUGGACCUGAACACCAGCUGCUUUCCAUUGUAAUCUCUGUAUCCACUCAGAUGUGGUGGGUCAAUCCUGUCCAGUUCUUCCCCUCCUCUUUUUCUGUCGCAACAACUACACAGAUCUAUCUGUGUUAGCACAAUGCAUAGCCUCUGUGGCAGUCUCCAAUUAAAACUUAAAGGCAUUUAGUGGCCACCCAAUGGUCCCUGUAAAUUGCCUGCAUGGUAGGAAUUAGGUAGUCCAAAACUACAUUAAUAUUUCUCCUUUUGCUUAUGGCCUAAUAGAACACGGGACCCCAUAUCCUUAGAAUUUCCCUUGGAAUGUCAUUCUCAAAUAUGACUGAUUCCUCUAGGUAAGGACUUCUGUGCAUAACAAAAGUUUAUUCCUUAACUGAAUACAUGUCAGGGGGAAAAGUAACUAAAAUUCAGUUAAAGAAUUAGAGAAGGGAGAAAAUUGCUGUUCCAAAUGAGUCACACUGAGCAAAUACAUUAAUCUAUUUUCAAUUCUCAUUAAUAAUUGUUUUGUUCUUUUUAUUCAUUUUUGUUGUUUUAUUUGAUAGUGUAUUGUUACCAGGAGUCUCUGGCUGCCCUGGAACUCUUACCUGUUCUAGAACAUCAGAAAAUUCUGCCCACCCUGCCUCCAAAAUACCAGCAUUAUAGGCUAACUUGUCACAGCUAGAUGGGUCAGUUCUUUUGAGUGUAUCUGCUUAGGGUAGCUAAGACACAGAUUGUGGUCUUAAGUCUAGCAAUAGAUGUCUACCCUGAAAUGCAGCCCUUCAACCUUCAACUCCAAUGUCUUUCAAAUUAGCAGCAAUUUUGUUUUUGCUUCAUUAUAAUAUUUGUUAUGAGUCACCAAAGACCUAGGGCAGAGUUCUGUCCUUAUUAUACAGAUGGUGAAACCCAGACUCAGAGUGCUAUGCCAUUACUGAAUAGAUAUGUAGAACUGCUCAUCUUCUUCAUUCUGUGAUUCUAAUGACUCAGUAAAUAAAGUGGAAGGCAAGGCAACUGCCAGGAGCCAAGUCCUUACUCACCCUCUGUCUCAGGAAUGUUUCAGGAAUGUCAAGCCCACUUACACCCUCUGGACAUAGAAGCCAGAUGUCCAUUCUUAUCACUUUUACAACUUCUGUCUCCAGCAUCUGUUCUUAUCAGUGGAUACCUGCAAAUUAGGGUUUAGGGCUUUAGGGAGGGUGGUGGCAGUGAUCUAUCAGUCUUGGGUCCUGAGUGACCUUCCCACCUGCUUGUCUUUAUAAGCCGCUGUUUUUUGUUAAUUAAAGUGUGAGAGCUUUAUCAGAACACAGACUUGCUCUCCUUCCUUGUGCCUCCUGUCCUCCAUUCUUUCGCCCGCCUCUGAGGUCUCCUCUGAACCACCGCAGGCCGGGACACUCAACCAGAUAUUUAGUUUUGGGCGGUAAAUCCCAUAUCAAACACAUAUUAAUGCUAGAGCAGCUAUACCUGCAAACUAGAGAGAUGUUUCUGAGAAAAGUUCUACCACAGCCAUGUGUCCCUGAUCCCAGUUGUUGCUCCUGAGGGCCACAAAUAUUGUCUUCUUCAUUAGCAAGCUAAAUUCUUAAAUUAACUGCCCACACCACCACUCAGUUUUAAAAUUCCCUCUUGGAGCCAUGUAGACAACAUCCAUUGAAGCAAGAGGAAAAGGAUCUGCAUGUGGAGCAUGGCUUCUACCUUCAGACCACAGUAGGAGGACUAGUUUCUUGUGUAAAUCAUGGAGACAAAUAGGGCAAGCAAACAACUGUUAGCACCAAGAUUAUGUAGAAGUACCAGGUUGUGCCAUGGUGAGUGAUUUUGUAAUUUUCCAGCUUGUAUUAAUUCAUGUUCUGUACAAAUUGGGAAGAUUAGCUUGAUCCAUUUAAUAUUGAAUUUCCAACUAGAGGGCACUAUUGGAGAUAUGUCCAAUGCACUUGCAAAUUUACUUCAGCUCAGACUGUUUCAAAACAAUCUGAUGUUUUGUGGAGCUCUAGUUAUAUAUAGAUCACUGUGAGCUGCCAUGUAAAUGUUAGGGAUAAAGCCUGCUUCUAUAGUUAGUGCUUUUUACAACAACCCACUUUGAACAUAGUAAAGUAUGAUCUCAUGCACAAGGUAUUUGGGACAAGAGGAGCAGCUUUGAAAAGAGCUGCAAGCAUGUAGAGGAGUUGACCUACAAGUGAGCUAUGUGUGCUUCAGUGACAGAGUUGGCAGAGUAAGGAUAGCUAAGUACACUGUAGUUAGGCAACUUCAUCAUAAUCUCAAGAAGCUGAACAAUGAUCUUCCUGACUCCAUGUUUUCCUGCUGGAUUUAGUCUUGCUUUGGUCUGUUCCAUCCUUACCAUGCUUUGACUCAUUGUGAAGUAAUACCGUUUAUUCUUCACACUGUAUGGCGGAAACCUAGCACUCUUGUUGAAGGUCAUGGAAGAUUGUGGGAGUGUAAGAGGUAGUUUGCACUCUCUAAGAUUUUAGCAAAAUGUGGUAUUGAAACGGGAAUGUGUCUCAUUCACUCAUAUCUAAAAAUAAUUGUUUUCCAGUACCUGGAAGACUGUGGAAAGGAAUAGAGAUGUGAGCACAUGUGUGUCAUGUAGAUAUAUUAAGAACUUAUAUAAGCCUAUGACCAUGAAAGUGUGCUGCCUAUUUCCUUUCUGAGUUUCAAAAUAUGAACUCUAUUUUCUUCUCAUUUCCAUGAGUUUUCAUUUUCUUCAAGGACUCUACGCCUUUGGAUGUAGAAGUCCAAUUUAAUUCUUUCAAUUAUAAUUUGCCUUGGCCAUGAUGUGUUUUAUGACAACACUAAAUGUUAAGUACACAGAAAGGUUUUAUGAACAGUGAGAGCACAGUACACCUCCCCUUCCAAUGAGAAACCAUGGAGGGUAUUUUGUAAAUCGAGUUCCAGAGCAGUCAGCUUAAGUCCAUUCCCUUUGAGAGUAAGAGCAACCCCAUGAUAGACAAGUCUAGGCUGCUAUGCUGAAUCAAUCCUGUUAGGAACAUAAUGCUUUAUUCUAAACAGGCCAAUAACAAAUUACUUUUCAGGUCACUCUUCUGUAGAAGAUUAUCAUGCUCGGAGUAGUGGUUCAAUUGCAUGGCAUAAAUAUAUACUGCUAUUUCAGUAUCUAUACUGUGUUCAGUAUCUAUUAUAUAUUUUAGUGUGCUUAGUGAAUCAAGGUCAGCAGAAGUUCUAAAUGAGACUCUGUCUCAUACAGAGGAGACAGAUCAAACAUAUUUCUGACAGCCUAGUAGAAUACACUGUUUCUACAAGUUACUAAUUAAUCACAAUGUAAAAUUUGACUUCUAAGUUAAAAUCAACUUUUUUUACUUGUUCUUCCUCUAUAAUCUUGUGAUUUCCACAUCAUAAAUGAUUUAUACUAUUUAUGGUAUGUUUUAAAGAUUGGCUGAUAUUUAACUAAAUUAAUACCUGAAAAGAAUCUCCUUUUGUCAUCAUGUGCUGUAUUACUGAACCUUGAUUUUGACUAUUAAAAGACUCUACUACUAGUGAUAGAGCGUUUACCUAGGAAGCGCAAGGCCCUGGGUUCGGUCCCCAGCUCCGAAAAAAAAGAACCAAAAAAAAAAAAAAAAAAAAAAAAGACUCUACUACUUUUAGUCAGUGCCACCUUAUAUACUGGGAAUGAAAUCUCAAUGGUCUGAUAGAACGUUUAGGACUCUGUGUUUGGGGAUACAUUCUAUCCUAGGUUGUCUAUUCUUGAUCAUGUUUCUUGUCCUAGGUGUUCUAGGACAUGUGGGGGGACAUGAUUUCCUAGAUGGGUCCCUGAAGAAAGGAAAGGAAAUCUUGGGAAGACAUGAGAAUGAAAACCUCAUGAAAAUUGUCUUUUUCCACCUGAAUCAGAAUUCAGGGCACCUAACACCAGGCGAAUCAUUGCCAGCAUACCUAAAACACAUUACAAUAAGGCAAAAGGUUUCCAGGCAACUGUCAAUCCAAUCAGUUCAACUCCAGGGCCAAAAUACAUCCUACCGAGACAGAAACCCUUUUUUCAAAAGCAUAUUACCAGGGAAUAGAUUGUCUAUCUUAAAGCUGUAUGAUCAAAUGUGGUCUCUGACAAAUAACAAAGAGAACAGCAGACCGUAAAAUGCAUGUCACAUUUUACAUAAGGUUAAGUGACAGUUCGGAGGGGGCAAAGCAUGGGUUAAUCAUUCUUGGGAAUUUGGGUGACAUCUACCUUUAUAUCAAGGUAGGGGACUUCUCCCACCACAAAAAGCAAAAAGCUGAAAAUGUAAAUAAAAAAAAAAAAACUUGCAGCUUUUAGAUUCCAGGCAGGCACUUGAUCUCCAACAGUAAGGAGGGAGGCCCCUUCAUUAUUUUCCUAAUAAUUGGUGGAUGCAUUGUGAUCUGCAAAUCCUAUUGCUUAUUAAAGUUUGGAACUCCUCCUCUAGUUGGAGAUUUAGGCUCAGGCAGUGAAUUUGUUUUUGGCUAAUCAAUGCAACAUGGUCAGUCCUUCAACCAUAUACACAUAACCAGUAGAAAUGUAGUCAAAAUUUUAUUUAUAUCUUUGAGCCUUUACAUUGACACAUACAUAACAAAGAAGAAAUUGGUGGGGAAGAAUCUAGGAUUGAGAAAAAACAAAGAAGGGCAUAAAUUGUUGUGGAUAUUUGAUUAUGGUUCCUAGAAAGAGUAGUUGUAGUAAAAUACCAAAGCUUAGGAAGAUAUUGCCUUUUCAGAUGCAGCUGGGUGUGUCCUGAAAACAUGUGGUUUGGUUGUGUGUCUGAAAGUCUCACUAGAUAAGAAUUCUAAAGAGAGGAAAGUUCUUGCCUAUUUUAAGACAAAUUGCUGGAGAGGGAUCUUGUUUCUUUGCUGUCAGACUUGAGGCCAUGUCAGCUGGAUGCAUUGAGGUGCUCAUCAGUUAAGUUGAAAACUGUUGACUCCCUACAAAUUGUGCUUGGAUCCUCACAGCAGAACCACUAAUUGCAAUGACCUGCUACAGUCUGACAAGGGUAUAGUGAGGAAGAUAGAGCCUUCUUUAGCAGCAAUUAGACAUUCGAGAGCCCUCUUGGUGGGCACUCUCUUUUGACUCUAACUCUGUCUCUUUGCUUAGAAGAACAUCUUGGAAGAAGAGGGGUGAGAAAUAGCAGGACACAGAUGAAACAGGAUGUGAGGAAAGGGAGCAGAGGAGCUCCCAUGAGUUCUCAUGACCUCAAGAGAAAGGUCGCCUACCUAGGUAAAAGGUCAUGGAUGAAGGAGAGUUCUGAGCACCUAGCAGUUUAGUUGUAUAUUCAAGCUUAUAAAUAGAUAUUUCUUAUAUACUUAGGGAAAUUAAUUUUACUCUCUAGGUUAGCAGGUUUGUACCAAACCUCCCUUCUUGUUUGUCAGUAUUGGAAAUACAUAUUAGGAAGAUGUAAAAUGGUAAAGGUUACACACAGUGAUAUAUUAUAUUUCAAAUGUAUAAAUAUUAAUUUUAAAUGAAAAUAUACUAAAUAAUGAUAUGGUUAAGUUUUGAACAUUGAAUGUUGUUACACAGACACAGGUUGCAUUCCCAGAGACCAUAUGGCAGUACUCCUGCUGCUCUGACUUCAAUCUCUCGGAUCUAUUCCCCUCCUCUGACCCUUGUCCAAACAAGUGCCAGAGAGACACUCAUAUACAUAAAAUAAAAAUAAAGUAUUAAAAAACGGAGUCUUCUAUGCAGAUAUCACAGCCUUGAGACAAACAGCACUCAGGAUGAGGUCAAAUGCCCUUCAGUUAAAAUAAAGGACUGCUUUUCUUCUUGAGAAAAGCAUAGUUCUGUCUCAUGGACAAGACAUCUGGUGAUACCAUUCGAAAAGGAAAGGCACUGUUGUGUUGCAGAAUGGCCUGAUUGAGCAAGGCUCUCCGUGAGGCCUUCAUGGAUGGAGAAUUACAUGGUUCCCUCUGAAACUCAGCCAUAUCCUUGACUGAGCAUGUAACAGCCUGGGUCCUAGAACUUGGAGCCUUUAGUUAAUGCCUUGAUAUAUUUAUUAAAAAAACAAAAACAAGAAAUAGAGCUCCUUCUGUAAAACCAACCAUGUGCUUGGGAGAGCUGGUAAUGGUCUGGGGCCAGGUCCUUUGGAGAGGGGAUAUCUCUGAUCCUGAGAUUCCAAUAAUUGCUACCACGUGGGGCUAAUGGAAUCAGUUCCAAACCGCUGUAGUCAUGGUCAGUAAUUUUGAUGAAAUUACUCUGUUCUCAGUGUGCAGAAUUGUUUGAUAGAGCCCUCUUUCUUUUGUCCAUUGUAUGGUAGUUUCUGCUGACUUCAUGGGAGUGUUGCAUUUCUUUCCAUUUUUCCCUGUAGGUAGUCUACAGCUGCUGUUCUUGAGAAACUUCCCUUAGCAUCCGCCUGAGCCCCUCACUAUCCCACCCGAAGUUUUAUACUUUCUACCUCCUUUUUUUUUUUUUAACUUUUGCAUCCUGUGUGGUCUUCCACUUAGGACUGUGUCUCUGAAGAAUAGCCUGCUCUUUCAGGGUUUUGGUGUUGCUAAAUAAUUGAUAUAAUGUGUGUUCUAUGUAAAUCUCCCAACCACCAAGUGGCUAAACCAAGUUGUCUCCAUGCCAUCCUUAAUAACCAAGGAUGUAAAACCCAAAGAGACAUAGGAUGGUCGCACAAGUGGACUGCAAAUCUCUACUACCCUGGCUCUUCUUUCAGCAUCAGGGAGAAUUAGGUGCGUGUCCUUGUUACAGAGAUUUCUUUAUCUUCGUUAAUAUUUUAAUUGUGUCUUUGCUGAUUUGUACCCUGGAAAGACAUUAAUUCUAGAACAGCUGUAUUUUCAGCCCUUUAGAAAAACGUUUCUGACACAGACUGUGUUGCCUCAGGGGGCACUGACACUGAUCCCAACGUGUUGCUCCCUACAGUAAUGACCUUGCUUUCUUCUUGAUUAAAGUUUCUAAAUUCUUCCAUUUAAGUGUAGGACCACAAGAGAGUUUUAAAAUUACCUAUUUGAGUCAUGGAAUGAACUGCAUUGCAGUAACAGGGAGAGGAUUUGCAUGUGAGCAUGGCUUCUGCUCUCAGACCACAACAGUAGAAACAGUGUCCUGUGUACACUGGAGAGUGAAACAGGAUAGGUAAUAGCUAGGUCACAGACUCAUUAAUGUCUAAAGUACUCAGCUGCAGGCCUUGCCAUUUUAAAGAAAGACCUGAUUGACAAAGGCUUGGUGAUUUUGUAAUUUCCUACCAAGUGUUAAUUCAUACGUUUUAAUGUAAAACACACAAGAUUGGUGGGUGUACAAUUUGGAGCGAUUAGGUUGAUGCAAUGAAUGUUGAAUUUCCAGUUAGGGUACUGUCCUAUGUGGAUAUGUGCUGUCCUCAUUGACAUAGUUCAGUCAGUUCGAUGUUUGAGACACAGACCACUCAUUGGCUGCAGCUGUGUGUGUCAGGUUAUGGGACUCAGCCCCUAACAGUCUACAUAGGGGAAAAAUCAAAAGUAAUUUGGUAAUUCCACAGCCUCUGCCAGGGAAUGGCCUCUUCUUUUUCAAAGUUAAUUUACCUUUGCAUUUUUUUCAAUGACAUUUAUUUUCCUCUAAAGGCCAUUCUUGGCAUGACUUUUUAUUUUUCAUUUUUCUUUAAUUUUUUAUUAUAUAUUUCUUUUCUUACCUUUCGAAGGUUAUUUCCCUUCACCGUGUCCUGUCCAUAAUCCCCCAUUCCCUGCCCUCCCCAUCCCCCAUACAUGUAUUCCCCUUAUAAAUCCCCGCAUUGCCCUCCCCCAUAUUCCCCUGCACUGGGGUUCCAACCUUAGUAAGACCAAGGACUUUCCCUUCCACUGGUGCCCCACCAAGGCUAUUCUCUGCUACAUAUGCAGUUGGAGCCCUGGGUCAGUCCAGUAGCGGUUUAGUCCCUGGAAGCUCUGGUUGGUUGUUGUUUUUAUGGGGUUGCAAGCUCCUUCAACUCUUUGAAUACUUUCUCUAAUUCCUCCAAGGGGGCCCUAUUCUCAGUUCGGUGGUUUGCUGCUAGCAUUGACCUCUGUAUUGGACAGGCUCUGGAUGUGUCUUUCAGGAGAGAUCUAUAGCCAGUCCCUUUCCGCAUGCAUUUUCUAGCUUCAUCAAUCUUAUCUAGUUUUGGUGGCUGCAUGUAUAUGGGCCACAGGUGUUUCAGGCUCUGAAUGGCCAUUACUUGAGUCACUGCUCUAAUCUUUGCUUCCAUAUCACCUCCUAUGAAUAUUUUCCCCAUUUUAAAAAGGGAUGGGAACAUCUGCAUUUUGGUCAUCCUUCUCCUUGAGCUUACUGUGGUCUGUAGAUUGCAUCUUGGGUAAUUUGAGUUUUUGGCUAAUAUCCACUUACCAAUGAGUGUAUACCAUGUGUGUUUUUCUGUGAUUGAGUAACCACACUCAGGAUGAUAUUUUCUAGUUCAUUUCAUUUGCCUAUGCAUUUUGUGAAGUCAUUGUUUUUGAUAGCUGAGUAAUAUUCCAUUGUGUAGAUGUACCACAUUUUUUGAAUCCAUUCCUCUGUUGAAGGGCAUCUAGGUUCUUUCCAGCUUCUGGCUAUUAUAAAUAAGGCUGGUAUGAACAUAAUGGAGCAUGUGUCUUUGUUAUAUGUUGGAGCAUCUUUUGGGUAUAUGCCCAAGAGAGGUAUAGCUGGGUCCUCAGGUAGUAUAAUGUCCAAUAUUCUGUGGAACCUCCAGACUGAUUUCCAGAGUGGUUGUACCAGUUUGCAGUCCCACCAACAAUGGAGGAGUAUUUCUCUUUCUCAACAUCCUCCCUAGCAUCUGCUGUAGCCGGAGUUUUUUAUCUUAGCCAUUCUGACUGAUGUGAGGUGGAAGUUCAGGGUUGUUUUUAUUUGCAUUUCCUGAUGACUAAGGGUGUUGAACAUUUCUUUAGGUGCUUUUUGGCCAUUCGAUAAUCCUCAGCUAAGAAUGUUUUGUUUAGCUCUGUACCCCGUUUUUAAUAGGGCGAUUUGGGUCUCUGGAGUCUAACUUCUUGAGUUCUUUGUGUAUUUUGGAUAUUAACCCUCUAUCAGAUGUAGGAUUGGUAAAGAUAUUUCCCCAAUCUGUUGGUUGCUGUUUUGUCCUAAUGACAGUGUCUUUUGCUUUACAAAAGCUUUGCAGUUUCAUGAGGUCCCAUUUGUGUAUUCUUGAUCUUAGAGCAUAAGCCAUUGGUGUUUUGUUCAGGAAAUUUUCCCCAGUGUCCAAGUGUUCGAGACUCUUCCCCACUUUUUCUUCUAUUAAUUUGAGUGUAUCUGGUUUGAUGUGGAGGUCCUUGACCCACUUGGGCUUAAGCUUUGUACAUUUUUUUUAAAGAUUUAUUUAUUUUAUGUAUAUGAGUUCACUGCAGCUGUCUUCAGACACACCAGAAGAGGGCAUCAGAUCUCAUUAUAGAUGGCUGUGAGCCACCAUGUGGUUGCUGGGAAUUGAACUCAGGACCUCUGGAACAGCAGUCAGUGCUCUUAACCGCUCUCCAGUUCCUGUACAUGGUUUUAAGAAUGGAUUGAUUGGGCUGGGGAUUUAGCUCAGUGGUAGAGCGCUUGCCUAGCAAGCACAAGGCACUGGGUUCGGUCCCCAGCUCCGGAAAGAAAAAAAAAAGAAAAUGAAUGGAUUGAUUGGCAUUGUUCUAUAUGUUGACCUCCAGUUGAACCAGCACCAUUUAUUGAAAAUGCUAUCUUUCUUCCAUUGUAUGAUUUUAGCUCCUUUGUCCAAGAUCAAGUACCUAUAGGUGUGUGGGUUCAUUUCUGGGUCUUCAAUCUGUCCCACUGAUCUACCUGCCUGUCUCUGUACCAAUACCAUAUAGUUUUUAUGACUAUUGCUCUGUAAUACUGCUUGAAGUCAGGGAAGGCGAUUCCCCCAGAAGUUCUUUUAUUGUUGAGUAUAGUUUUCGCUAUCCUGGGUUUUUUGUUAUUCCAAAUGAAUUUGCACAUUGCUCUUUUUAUCUCUAUAAAGAAUUGAGUAGGAAUUUUGAUGGGCAUUGCAUUGAAUCUGUAGAUUGCUUUUGGCAAAAUGGCCAUCUUUACUAUAUUAAUCCUGCCAAUUCAUGAGCAUGGAAGAUCUUUCCAUCUUCUUAGAUCUUCUUCAAUUUCUUUCUUCAGAGACUUGAAGUUCUUGCCAUACAGAUCUUUCACUUGCUUCAUUAAAGUCACACCAAGAUAUUUAUGUUAUUUGGAAGUAUUGUAAAGGGUGUCAUUUCCUUAAUUUCUUUCUCAGCCUGUCUAUCCUUUGAGUAGAGGAAGACUACUCAUUUGUUUGAGUUAAUUUUAUACCCCGACCCUUUGCUGAAGUUGUUUAUCAGGUUGAGUAGUACUCUGGUAGAACUUUUGGAGUCACUUAAGUACACUAUCGCAUCAUCUGCAAAUAGUGAUAUUUUGAUUUCUUCCCUUCCAAUUUGUAUCCCUUUGACCUCCUUUCACUGUCUGAUUGCUCUGGCUAGGACUUCGAGUACUAUAUUGAAUAAGUAGGGAGAGAGUGGGCAGCCUUGUCUAGUCCCUGAUUUUAGUGGGAUUGCUUCAAGUUUCUCUCCAUUUAGUUUGAUGUUAGCUACUGGUUUCCUGUUUAUUGCUUUUACUAUGUUUAGAUAGUAAACAUAAAUUCCUUAAAUUCCUGAUCUUUCCAGGACUUUUCUCAUGAAGGGGUGUUGAAUUUUGUCAAAUGCUUUUUCAGCAUCUAAUGAAAUGACCAUGUCGUUAUUAUCAUUGAGUUUGUUUAAAUAGUGGGUUACAUUGAUGGAUUUUCGUAUACUAAACCAUCCCUGCAUCCCUGGGAUGAAGCCUACUUGACCGUGAUGGAUGAUUGUUCUGAUAUGUUCUUGGGUUCGGUUUGCAAGAAUUUAUUGAGUAUUUUUGCGUCGAUAUUGAUAAGGGAAAUUGGUCUGAAGUUCUCUUUCUUUGUUGGGUCUUUGUGUGGUUUUGUUAUAAGAGUAACUGUGGCUUCAUAGAAGGAAUUUGGUAGUGCUCCAUCUCUUUCAAUUUUGUGGAGUAGUUUGGACAGUAUUGGUAUGAGGUGUUCUAUGAAGGUCUGAUAGUAUUCUGCACUGAACUCAUCUGAACCUGGGCUCUUUUUGGUUGGGAGACUUUUAAUAACUGCUUCUAAUUCUUUUGGAGUUAUGGGUUGUUUAGAUGAUUUAUUUGUUCCUGAUUUAACUUUGGUACCUGGUAUUUGUCUAGAAAAUUGUCCAUUUCCUCCAGAUUUUCCAGUUUUAUUGAAUAUAGGCUUUUAUAAUAGGAUAUGAUGAUUAUUUUAAAUUUCUUCUGAUUCUGUUGUUAUCUUUCCCUUUCCAUUUCUGAUUUUCUUAAUUUGGAUACACUCUCCGUGACCUCUGGUUAGUCUGGCUAAGUGUCUAUCUAUCUCGUUAAUUUUCUCAAAGAACCAGCUCCUGCGUUUGCUGAUUCUUUGUGUAGUCCUUUUCUUUCCUACUUGGUUGAUUUCAGCUCUGAGUUUUAUUAUUUCCUGACUUCUACUCUUUUUGGGUUUAUUUAUUUCUUUUUGUUCUAGAGCUUUAAGGUGUGCUGUCAAGCUGCUGGCAUAUGCUCUCUCCUGUUUCUUUUUGCAGGCACUCAGAGCUAUGAGUUUUCCUCUUAGUACCACUUUCAUUGUGUCCCAUAAGUUUGGGAAUGUUUUACCCUCAUUUUCAUUAAAUUCUAAGAAGUCUUUAAUUUAUUUCUUUAUUUCUUCCUUGACCACGUUGUCAUUGAGUAGAGCAUUGUUCAACUUCCAUGUAUAUGUGGGCUUUCUGUCAUUAUUGUUGUUAUCGAAGACCAGUCUUAGUGCGUGGUGAUCUGAAAGGACGCUUGGGAUUAUUUCUAUCUUCCUGUAUCUGUUGAGGCCUGUUUUGUGACCGAUUAUAUGGUCAAUUUUGGAGAAGGUUCCAUGAGGUGCUGAGAAGAAGGUAUAUCCUUUUGCUUUUAGGAUGGAAUGUUCUAUAAAUUUCUGUUACAUCCAAUGGGUUCCUAACUUCUGUUAGUUUCUCUACGCCUCUUUUUAAUUUCUUUUUCCAUGAUGUAUCCAGUGAUGAGAGUAGGAUUUUGAAAUUUCCUAGUAUUAUCGUAUGAGGUGCAAUAUGUGCUUUGAGCUUUAGUAAGGUUCCUUUUAUGAAUGUAGGUGCCCUUGCAUUUGGAGCAUAGAUAUUUAGGAUUGAGAGUUCAUCUUGGUGGAUGUUUCCUGUGAUGAAUAUAAAGUGUCCUUCCUUAUCUUUUUUAAUGACUCUUGGAUGGCAACUUCAGCUUGUUUCUUCAGACCAUUUGCUUGCAAAAUUGUUUUCCAGCCAUUUACUCUGAGGUAGUGUCUGUCUUUGUCUCUGAGGUGUGUUUCCUGUAGGCAGCAGAAUUCAGGGUCUUCAUUGCGUAUCCAGUUUGUUAAUCUAUGUCUUUUUAUUGGGGAGUUGAGACCAUUGAUGUUGAGAGAUAUUAAGGAAUAGUGAUUGUCGCUUCCUGUUAUUUUCAUUGUUAAAGGUGGAAUUAUGUUUGUCUUUCUUUUGGUUUCAUUGCAAGGAAAUUAUAUUCUUGCUUUCUGUACAGUCUAGUUUCUCUCCGUGUGUUGGAGUCUAUUAUCCUUUGUAGGGCUGGAUUUGUAGAAAGGUAUUGCAUAAAUUUGGUUUUGUCAUGAAAUAUCUUGGUUUCUCCAUCUAUGUUAAUGGAAAAUUUUGCUGGCUACAGUAACCUGGGUUGGCAUUUGUGUUUUCUUAGUGUCUGUAUGACAUCUCUCCAAGAUCUUCUGGCUUUCUUAGUCUAUGGUGAGAAGUCUGGUGUAAUUCUUAUAGGUGUGCCUUUAUAUGUGACUUGACCUUUUUUCCUUACUGCUUUUAACAUUCUUUCUUUGUUUUGUGCAUUUGGAGGGCAUUGGAUCCCAUUACAGAUGGUUGUGAGCCACCAUGUGGUUGCUGGGAAUUGAACUCAGAACCUCCAGAAGAGCAGUCAGUGCUCUUAACCGCUGAGCCAUCUCUCCAGCCCUACAAAUUCUUUUCUUAUUUCUAUACUUAGGGUCUGGCAUAUGUAUGUCAGACACCAGCAGUAUAUAAAAUGUUUAACCAAAUAAGGAUCAAUGAUGCCACGUGAACCUAAAACCAUCCUUGGGUUUUAUCUCUAAAACUCACAUAGUGGAAGUAGGUAAUAGACAUCUGUGAGGUGUUUUCUCACUGCUACCUACACCCAUGGCAUAGGUGUAUAUCCACAAGCACAGUUGAAACAUUUUUACAUGGAGGAAUUACAAAGGAAAGAACCCAGUUUUUGAGAAUACAUGAUAUGAUUUGCCAGUUUAAAUUAUUGUUAUAAAAUAUCAGUACGUAUUACUGAAUGUCAAAACUAUGAAGUUUCCUUUUUAAAUCUUAGUUUAUCAUUCAUUCAUUCUUUGAUUCAAAUGCAAGUCAUCGGAAAACCUCAGUGUGUCUUCGAGGUACAUACCUGUAACCCCAGGACAUGGGGAUGGUGGCAGUCCAGUCUCUGUGCUUUAGACCAUGGUUGUGUACAUAGAAAGUUCUUGGACAGCCAUCCUAUAUAGUGACAUCUGUCUCCAGAUUAAAGAGCAUGCAUCCUUUUACUGAAAUUUCCUGAAACAAUGUGCCUGGCUUCUGGACUCAUUUGGCAGCAUUGGGAGCCCACAGCAAUGCCUGGGAGGUAAACCUCUGAUGUAAUUUAUGCUUCCUGUAGGGAGAGAAAAGGAACAUGUAUGUAUGAAGAUUUGUUUGCUGAAUGGGAUUGUAUUCUGAUUCCUUGAUGCCUGCAAAACUUUCAGUUAGGAACUCUGAGUGGUGGUGACUCUCGGUGACAUCAAGGCUGUCCUCAGGGGACGAUGGACCUCAAACAGAAGUCACUCUCAUAAGUCUGUGGAAGUCAAGCCUUUAGAAAGAACCAUGGAGUAUGGGUGAACUAUUGGGGGUGGGGCUUUGGAUGUAAAAGCAAGAGGAAGAAAAGGCCCUCCAGAGUGCAAUGCUUGGGGCGGAUGUGAACACCAGCUGCCUUCCAUUGUACUUCCUAUAUCCACUCAGCUGUGACGAGUCAGUCCUGUCUGAUUCUUCACCUCUCUUUUUUCUUUUUUUUUUAUUUAGAGAAUACUUUAUUAGUUUUUAUAACCAAACCCACAUAGAUAAGACCUUACAUAUUUAAUACAGUGCGUUACCCCUGUACAAAUGGAAAAAACUUAAGUUCAACAUUUCUAGACCAAUAUGGCUGUUAAUUUCUGUACAGUGCCAACUCAACACAGUAAACGGGGAUACUUUUUCCAAAGUUGACAGCACAGCUAAAGUUUCAAAAAAUUCAAAUUAUAUAUCUGUAUAUAUAUAUUUAUAUUUAUAUAAAAAGACCAAUAAUAGCAGUGUGUUAUGCAUCAACAGCAGCAACAGCUUUUCCAGGUUCUGCAGUCAUCUGAACAAAACUGUAGAGACAUCCAGCACACUCCAUUAAAAAAAAAAAAGUAAAAAAACAAUACCCGAGAAAACAGCACAGUUCUGUUACUCUUGUGGUACCUGGCACCAUUUUUUUUUAAAAUUAGCUUCUCAAUCAUCAUCUGGAAAGAAAACAUUCUGAGCAACAUCAUUAAAAACAGCUCUGAUAAAGCACGGUCACUACUACGUAUCAUAAAGCAGGUACAAGCUACUUUACAUCCACAGAGGUAUGAUACAGUACUGUCCUACAUCUAUAAUACUAGAGGAUACAAUUUAAAAGGCAUUAUUAGAGACUUGAUUCUACUUUUCCAGCAGAGGGCCCAAAGGAUGGUGUGACACAGCUUUGUAAAGAAACAUACUCUAGACAGGAUUUCCUUUCACUAGUGGCACAGUUCUAAGGAUUCAUUCUCUCCAUGAAUGUCAGCUAAAACCGUUAUUAAAAAAAUGAAAUAUCCCUAGAACAAAACCGUAUAACCACCGGAUUCACAUGAAGAUGACCUAGUGUAGACAAGCUGGACCUCACCUUACCAACAAGCUAUCAAAUCUGUUAUGUUUAAACAGUGAGACCUCCAAGGAAGGAGAUGCCAAGUAGUGCUUCAAAGCUUCGGACCACAAUCAAACACAGCAUCCUUUUCAACAGAAGCAGAAGCUCAUCUGAAUAUGCUCAAGGAUGCUGACAUCAACAUUUAAUCAUCUCCUCACAAAUCCAGGAAGAAGGGGAGAUCAGUUACUACUGUACUUUAUUGUGUUCAACCAAAUCACCAUGUUACAAAAAUAGCAAGCUGCCAUAAUAAAAAAUAAGGCUCCUCUAUCCAGCACCAGAUAGCAUCAUUUUACUUUCAAGCCUAGAAAUUGCACACGUGUGUAUAAACCAACCGAAGAUGAGGAUUGAGAGUUCAUCUUGGUGGAUUUUUCCUUUGAUGAAUAUGAAGUGUCCUUCCUUAUCUUUUUUGAUGACUUUUAAUUGAAAAUUGAUUUUAUUUGAUAUUAGAAUGGCUACUCCAGCUUGCUUCUUCUGACCAUUUGCUUGGAAAGUUGUUUUCCAGCCUUUCACUCUGAGGUAGUGUCUGUCUUUGUCUCUGAGGUGUGUUUCCUGUAGGCAGCAGAAUGCAGGGUCCUCAAUGCAUAUCCAGUUUGUUAAUCUAUGUCUUUUUAUUGGGGAGUUGAGGCCAUUGAUGUUGAGAGAUAUUAAGGAAUAGUGAUUAUUGCUUCCUGUUAUAUUCAUAUUUGGAUGUGAGGUUAUGUUUGUGUGCUUUUCUUCUCUUUGUUUUGUUGCCAAGAUGAUUAGUUUCUUGCUUCUUCUAGGGUAUAGCUUGCCUCCUUAUGUUGGGCUUUACCCUUUAUUAUCCUUUGUAGUGCUGGAUUUGUAGAAAGAUAUUGUGUAAAUUUGGUUUUGUCAUGGAAUAUCUUGGUUUCUCCAUCUAUGUUAAUUGAGAGUUACAGGAUACAGUAACCUGGGCUGGCAUUUGUGUUCUCUUAGGGUCUGUAUGACAUCUGUCCAGGAUCUUCUGGCCUUCAUAGUUUCUGGCGAAAAGUCUGGUGUGAUUCUGAUAGGUCUGCCUUUAUAUGUUACUUGACCUUUUUCCCUUACUGCUUUUAAUAUUCUUUCUUUAUUUUGUGUGUUUGGUGUUUUGACUAUUAUGUGACGGGAGGUGUUUCUUUUCUGGUCCAAUCUAUUUGGAGUUCUGUAGGCUUCUUGUAUGCCUAUGGGUAUCUCUUUUUUUAGGUAAGGGAAGUUUUCUUCUAUGAUUUUGUUGAAGAUAUUUACUGGUCCUUUGAGCUGGGAGUCUUCACUCUCUUCUAUACCUAUUAUCCUUAGGUUUGAUCUUCUCAUUGAGUCCUGGAUUUCCUGUAUGUUUUGGACCAGUAGCUUUUUCUGCUUUACAUUAUCUUUGACAGUUGAGUCAAUGAUUUCUAUGGAAUCUUCUGCUCCCCAGAUUCUCUCUUCCAUCUCUUGUAUUCUGUUGGUGAAGCUUGUAUCUAUAGCUCCUUGUCUUUUCUUUUGAUUUUCUAUGUCCAGGGUUGUUUCCAUGUGUUCUUUCUUGAUUGCUUCUAUUUCCAUUUUUAAUUCCUUCAACUGUUUGAUUGUGUUUUCCUGGAAUUCUUUCAGGGAUUUUUGCGAUUCCUCUCUGUAGGCUUCUACUUGUUUAUUUAUGUCUUCCUGGAAUUCUUUCAGGCAUUUUUGCGAUUCCUCUCUGUAGGCUUCUACUUGUUCUCUAAAGGAGUUCUCCACGUCUUUCUUGAAAUCCUCCAGCAUCAUGAUCAAAUACGAUUUUGAAACUAGAUCUUGCUUUUCUGGUGUGUUUGGAUAUUCCAUGUUUAUUUUGGUGGUAGAAUUGGGCUCCGAUGAUGCCAUGUUGUCUUGGUUUCUGUUGCUUGGGUUCCUGCGCUUGCCUCUCGCCAUCAGAUUAUCUCUAGUGUUACUUUGUUCUGCUAUUUCUGACAGUGGCUAGACUGUCCUAUAAGCCUGUGUGUCAGGAGUGCUGUAGACCAGUUUUCCUGUUUUCUUUCAGCCAGUUUUGGGGACAGGGUGUUCUGCUUUCGGGCGUGUAGUUUUUCCUCUCUACAGGUCUUCAGCUGUUCCUGUGGGCCUGUGUCUUGAAUUCACCAGGCAGGUUUCUUGCAGGGGAAAAGUUGGUCCUACCUGUGGUUCCAAGGCUCAAGUUUGCUCGUGGGGUACUGCCUAAGUCCUCUCCGCGGCGGCAGCAACCGGGAAGAUCUGCGCCUCUCUUUCCGGGAGCCUCCGUCUACCAGGGUUCCAGAUGGCGUUUGGUGUUUUCCUCUGGCGUCUGGAUGUGCGCAGAGUGCAGUCUCUUCUGGUUUCCCAGGCGUGUCUGCCUCUCUGAAGGUUUAGCUCUCCCUCCCUCGGGAUUUGGGUGCAGAGAACUGUUUAUCCGGUGUGUUUCCUUCAGGUUCCGGCGGUGUCUCAGGCGCAGGGGUCCUGCCACUCCUGGGCCCUCCCCUACGGGAACCCAGAGGCCUUAUACAGUUGCCUCUUGGGCCAGGGAUGUGGGCAUGGGUGGGCAGUGUUGGUGGUCUCCUCCGCUCUGCAGCCUCAGGAGUGCCCACCUGACCAGGCGGUGAGGUCUCUCUCCCAUGGGGUUUGGGAGCAGAGAGCUGCUGCGGGCCAGGAUCUGCCCUCUCUUUUUUCUUGGCACGUACACAGAGAUGUCAGUGAUAGCACCCUACAUACCCAACAGGGCAGUCUCCAAUUAGACCAUAAAGUCUUUCAGUCCCAAAACGUCAUACCUAUAACCUGCCCUCCUGGUAGGAAGUAGAUAUUCUAAAGAUUCAUUCAUAUCUCUCCCUUUAGUUAUGCUGUAGUGUAACAGUGGACCCCAUGAGCUUUGAAUUUCCCUUGGAGUCUCUGGAAAAUGACUGAUUCCUCUAGGUAUGAACUUCUCUGCAUAUCUUCCCAUUUACUGAAUACUUUUCAGACGCAAGAAGAGCUAGAAUUCUGUUAAGGACUUAGGAAUAGGAGAAAAUUCCCUGUUCCAAAUGAGUCCCACGAAGUAAAUAUGUUAAUCUUCUUCAACUGUUAUAAACAAUUUCCUUUUUUUUCUUUUCCUUCAUUUUUAUUGUUUUAGUUUAAACAGUAUUUUCACUCUAGUCUCUGGCUGGCCUGGAACUCCUACCUGUUGUAUAAUCUCAAAAAAAUUUGCCCACCUUGCCUGAGAAUAACAGCAUUAUAGGUGAACAUGUCACAGCUAGAUGAGUCAGUUCUUUUAAUUGGCUUAAUGGGAUGAGUGGCUGAGUCUAUCUGGUUAGGGUAGCAAAGAUACAAACUGUGGUCCUAAGUCUAGCAAUAGAUGUCUACCAUGAAAUGCAGCCCUCUUCCCUUCAGCUCCACUGUCUGUCUUUCUUCCUUUCUUUCUUCCUUUCUUUCUUUCUUUCUUUCUUUCUUUCAAGAUUUAUUUAUUUAAUGUAUGUGAGUACACUCUAGCUGUCUUCAGACACACCAGCAGAGGGCAUCAGAUCCCAUUACAGAUGGUAGUGAGCCAUCAUGUGGUGGCUGGGAAUUGAACUCAGGACCUCUGGAAGAGCAGUCAGUGCUCUUAACCACUGAGCCAUCUCUCCAGCCCCUCCACUGUCUUUCUUUCUUUCUUUUUUUAAAGAUUUAUUCAUUUAUUAUAUAUAUAUAUAAGUACACUGUAGCUGUCUUCAGACACACCAGAAGAAGGCAUCAGAUCUCAUUACAGAUGGUUGUGAGCCACCAUGUGGUUACUGGGAUUUGAACUCAGGACCUCUGGAAGAGCAGUCAGUGCUCUUAACCACUGAGUCAUCUCUCCAGCCCUCCACUGUCUUUCUAAUUAGGAGCAAUAUUGUUUUGCUUUAUCAUGUCUGUUAUAAGUCACCAAAGGACUAGGGAAGAAUUCUGUCCUUUUCUACAGAUGGUGAAACCCAGACUCAGAAUACUCUGUCAUUACUGCAUAGAUAUGUGGAACUGCUCAUGUUGCUCAUGCUGUGAUUCUAAUGACUCACUAAACUGGAAGCCACCUCAGUCAGACCUGGUGGCACAGGCCUGUAAUCACCGUGCUUGGAAAGUGGAGACAGCCGUUUCAGGAUUUCGAGGUCAUCCAAGGUGAAUGUGAUCAAUGGGGUAUGGCUAGUCCUAGAGAAACAAGUCAGAAUGUGAUUGACUCAGGCCUAUAUCCAUGCAGCUCCAGAGGUUCAGGGUAAUGACACCAUUAAGUGUUAGCUGAGGAACUUACACUCCAAUUUUCCUAUACUUGAUAAUGUUUCCUGUUUGAAACACCCUGGUUACUUCAGGGCCAGGCUACUGCAAGUGGGAAAUUUUUCCUCAGGCAGGUAUGAGCUCCCUAAUGGCACAUCCAGUGCAAAGUGUUUGUCCGUGAAAUCAUGUACACACCAAACAGUACCGCACAAAGCAGGUGUUAUUCAUUUAUUGGUGCAUACUUUUUCAGACAUGGGUAACAAGAAAUUGGGAAGGUAGGAUUUCAGGGUGCAUAAGGAAGAGAUAAGGAAGGCAAAAAAGUAAUACGAUAUAUUGAGAUCAAGAUGUAUAAAAAUAAAAUUUAAAUAAAGAUGUGCUCAGAUAGCACAGCAGUUUGAUAAGGCACUGUUAGAGGGGCAGGAGGCCAAUUCCCAAAACUAAUUGGUUACUAUCUCUGUAAAGAUCUGCUUCCCCCUGCUGGUCUAAGCAUAUACUGUGCACAUGGGGGCAAAAUACCCAUACAUAUAAAAAGAAAUACAAAAAGCAUACCUUAAAACACUGGAAUUCUCUGCAGUGAAGUCAUGGUUCUGAGAAAGAGAGCAGUCAGGGCUAGUUGAAAUGUAAUUCUUUAUGUCCUGCAUUGAGGCAUCUAUUGCCUUCCUCUUAACCAGCUUGCUCAGGAGGAAAAGCUACUUUACCUUGAGGUUAGAAUAGCUCAGCACAGGUGUUCAGGUAAGAACAGUAACUAUUGCAGUGUCAUGUGACUGUUCCUUGAUGUAUUCUGUAUUUGUGUUCUGUGUCCUUCGUAUAUAGGAGGGUUGUGGCAUUGAAACAUCUUUUAAGUCCAUCUUUUUGAUCAAAACACUAAGGACUAGUAUGAGAUAGUUUUGCUGUGUAAAUCUCCAUCUGCCUCAGUGACUAAACUUGCAAGUUCCGGCUCCCAUUUAAAUUGUUCAAAACAUUGCCUGGAGCCCAAACUUAAAAGAGUCUUAUGGAUGACAGCAUACGUGGAACUCAAAAUCUGUCCUAGGCUGCCUCUUCUUUGGGCAUCAGCCAGAGGGGAAUGAGUGAUCUCUCCCUGGGAAAGGAUGUUAAUUCUACACCAGCUGGGCAUCCAGCCUUUUAGAACAUUGUUUCUGAGACAAGCGUUCCCAUGGCGAGUCACAGAGCCCUCAUUCCACUAUGUUAUUUCCCACGUCAGUAACAUUGUUGUCCUACUGAUAACACCAGCUGAAUCUUAAGUUAACAUCUGUACCAUCACUGUGUUUUAAAAGUUCGCAUUUGAGUCAUAUAAUCAACUGUUUGUUGCAUCCAGAGGGAAAGGAUUUGCAUGAGGGGCAUAGCCUCUGCAUUCAGACCAGAAUAGGAGGAAGUUUAUUGGGUACACUACUGGGGCGGUGGGCACAAUCAGCUACUGGAGUAGCCAUUUUAAAAAAGGACCUGAUCAUGGCAGGGUGGUGAUUUAGUAAUUUUACAGAAUGUAUUAAUUCAUGUUGGGUGAGUGAAAACAGACUAGAUCCGUGGGUGUAGGAUUCGUGAUGUCAGUGAAGCCCAUGAGUAUUCAAAUUGCACUCAGGUUACUGUCCUGGGGAGAUAUGUGCAGUCAGCAUUGACAUAGAGAAGUCAGCUCAGAAAUGUGAAACACAGGCCUUCAUUGCCCGUAGUUGUUUGUGGCAAGUUCCAGGUCCCAGCAGCCAACGCUCCAGAUAGAGACAAGGUCAAACGGUAUUUGAUAAAUGCUUUUCCAGGAAAAGGGCCGCUCUUUUUCUAAGUCAGAAUGGCUAUGUGUUUUUCAAUUCUAUUUAUGUUUGUAAAAAGUCCUCCACUGGUUCCCUUUAAUGCAGCACUGCUCUGAACUCUUACUUGUUUGCAUUCUGUGAUGUGUCCCAGGCACAAGAAUUUCUUUCCCUUUUUUACAAGUUCUGCUUAGGACAAGGUCUGCUGAAGCCCAGGCUGAGUUAUGCUACCUAAUAGAGAAUUGCUUUGAACCUUUAGUCCUGUCUCUAAGGCCACAUGAUGGGAGGACAGUCCUGCAUCUCUUCUAGGCUUGGCUCUGAAGGUGAAAGUUUUCCUGUAUUGGCAGUACUUGACAUUAGCAAUGAGUAGUGAUGUCAUCCAUUUCCCUAGGUCGAUAAUCACCCUGACAGACCAUUACUCUGGUCCACAGACCAGGCAAUGAAGAAUCUGGAAAGUGUAUUGCCAGGGCGUUAAGUUUGGAAUCGAUGUGUGGGGUGGGAGCAUCCUCAUAGAAGCAAGGGUAGGGGGGCGGGGGUAUAGGAGAGGGGGAAAAGUAGAUAACAUUUUAAAUGUAAAUACAUAAAAUAUCUAAGAAAAUAAAUAAAGUAGAAACAAAUGUAAAGAAAGAAGAAUAUGGAUAAAGACCUGACCUUACUGUGAAGUGUUGUUGACACUAAUGCAGCUAGUUCAAAUUACUCUAGUUACAAGAGUUCAGUUCCCUAAAACCAAACAGAUAGGCACUCUGAGGGAUUGUUAUUAUUUGCAAUAUUCAAGAUGGGAAAUCUCUUCUUUAAUCUGGAGGUAUUGAUUGACAAGAAAAAAUUAGUCUAGGCCAUAGCUUGUGGUGGGCACUUCCAUGUAUAAAGGAUAUUGAAGUUGGUAGUUCUUUCUCUUCUUCCCCUACACUGGCUAGAAAGAUCAUUUUAUUUUUCUGGCAUUUGCAUCUCCUUCUCUUUAAUUCUGGCAUAUGGUAAAGACGAGCUGAGACACACAGCUACUGCUGUAUUCUUCAAAUUUCCAUUGGUAUACAGUUUUUGUUUUACUAGUUGGACCACAUUCUGCGAGCCAUUCUUAUAUAUCCACUCCAUGCACACAUAGACAGAUCCAUUGUAUUAGGUCUGUUCAUCUGGAAAACCUUUACUAACACAGAUAUGAUGUUUCACCUUCCCACUGAGGAAGAUGUGCUUCUAACAUUAGUGCUCCGUAGCUGUCGGCAUCCAUUCCCUGCUUUUCUCCCAGGGUUGUUUGCAGUCUCACAUGUAGCAGUUGAAUAUUAGCUGCAAUUUUCCCGACGUCAGCGUACAAUCAGAGAAACACAUAUCACACUUUGUGCCCUAAAGUCUCUCUUUAAUUUUUACUAUCCUUGGAACCUAUACUUCAGUCUGCUCCAAGCUGAAUACUGUACCUUGCAAGUUAUCCCUCUUGAUUGAGGAGCAGCAACAGCAACAGGUGUAGGAGGAAGAAACUCCUGCUGAGUGCUGGAAGGCAGCAAGAUAGGUUAUUGGAAGACACGCUAAAGAGAUACUGAAAUAAAAAUCUUGCAGCUCUGAGAAGGGUAAGCUCCUGGACUAGAAUCCUGGGCCAGAAAUGCUAUGCUGUGAGCCUUCAGCGAACUCCAAUCCUAAGGGAGGGGUUCAUGUCACUCAAGAUUCACUGGCCAAUAAGGGCCUCCAGGCAGGACCUCCACUAGUAGAAGAGGAGGGUACUUCCUGGUGCCCUGUUUCCAGCAGCUGAUUUACUGGAGUUGCUUAGCCGGCUUGACUGAUUGGCCUGUUGUGUUUUGAUGUCUGCUGCCUGGUGUCUUAUGGACGUGCUGGCAAUCUACUAAGUCGGGACAUGAAGACAGUAUGGGAUACUCGAGAAGACAGUGACUUUUGAGGAUGUGCAUGUGAACUUCACUCAGGAAGAGUGGGCUUUGCUAGAUCCCUUCCAGAAGAAGCUCUACAAAGAUGUCAUGCUGGAGACCUACAGGAACCUCAAUGCUAUAUAGGCUUUAAUUGGGAAGAACAAAAUAUUGAGGAACAUUGUCAAAGAUCUAGAAGACAGAAGAGGUACUUCUUAUAUGCAAGCUCAUACAAAUAUGCCUCUGAAGAAAUUUUAAUGUGUGCUGAAAGUUUGAAAGUAAAGCAACAGUGUAAAUAAGAACUGCUUUAAAUAUAUUGGUGAUUGAUGCAUUCUAACAAAACCAUGGUAUUCCAUGUGCUUUAUCUGAUUUGUUUUUGCAAUGCUGUUUUUUAAGGAAGUGUGCUUGGAAACAAUGCCUUAAUGUAUAUCACCAUUUGAAAGACAGACCUAUUACAACUAUACUGUACAACUGGCAAUACAUUUCUGCUAAUUUUGUAAAAGCUCCACAUGUUGAAUAAUUGACAAAUACAUUUCGAAAAGCUUCUAAUAAGCUCAUUCAGAUAUUAAUAGUGAUAUUGUUAGUUUAGUGAAAUUGGCAGAUUAUUUGUUGUAAGAGGAUGUUAUGCAUUAACCUCCAUUCCUAUAUCACUUGUCUAUGACGAACAAAGUGUUAAAUUAUGUGAAUGCAAUGCGUUCAGCUUCCUUUCAUAGAUAUGUCAUAUAUCAUAAUAAAUACAAACCAUGUAUAUAAAAGGGACAUUGAAGAAACAAUGUACCUCUCUCUACCUAUCUAUCCAUCUAUGUAUCUAUCUAUCUCUAUCUAUCAUAACCACCCAUCCUUCCACCCUUCCAUCUAUUUAUCUUUCUACCUAUCUUUCUAUCUAUGUAUCUCAAUCUUUUUCUGACACUCUCUCUCCCAUAACAAUGAGAAGAUAUAUAGUGGGUGGCUCUUAUACUAGACUGUUUCAACAUGAUAAAUGUUUACAAUUAAUUAUUUUUCCAACAUCAUUAGCAAUACAUGUAGAACCUCAAUUUGUAAUAAAUUCUCUUGAAUACUAGGAAUGCUGAAAUGCUUCUAUUUCUCCUGGAUUACUUCCCAAAUAUAGUAUGAACAACACUACAGUAAAUAUUGGAAUACACUUAGUGUGUUAAAGCUCUGAGCUCUUUUGCUUUUCUUUAAAUUUGGGAAAAACGUUUUAUAGAAAAAGGAUAUGUAAAUCUGAGCUAUGUAAUAAAUGCUCUGCCAUCUCAGAGAUCUUGGAAGAUGCAAAACAGCCCAUAGUCAAGGGAAAGCUGGAAUGUGAACGAAGUGAAAAAAUUUAAGGCCAGAUGCCUCUUUAUAUGUAGAGAAACAGUAACAUUAAAUCAUCCAGAUGAAAGUGAUCAUGAGUAUGGUAAAGCUUUCACAUGUGCAUAUUAUCUUCUCAGGCAUGAAAGAAGUCAGAGUGCAGAGAUUCCCUCCGAAUAUACUCACUGUGGAAAACCCUUUGCUUUACAUGCUCACAGUCAUCCUCAAAGGAAUGAAAGGAUCCAUUCAGAAAAGAAGCCCUCUGAAGUUAUUCAGUGUGUUGAAGCCUUUGCUCCUUACACAGUUCUCCAAAUAUAUAAAAGAACACAAGCUAGACAGAAACCUUAUGAAUGUAGUCAGUGUGGUAAAGCUUUUGAAAAUCACAGUAAACUUAAAAAGCAUGAAAGACUUCAUACUGAAAAGAAACACUACAAAUGUAAUGAAUGUGAUAAAGCCUUUUUAAGACACAGUAGCCUCCAGCGGCAUAAAAGAGUUCACACUGGAGAGAAAGCCUACAAUUGUCAUGAAUGUGAUAAAGCCUUUUAACAACACAGUAGACUCCAGGUACAUAGAAGAAUUCAUACAGGAGCAAAACCCAUCAAAUGUAACAAAUGUGUUAAAGCCUUUUCACAAGAAAGUAGUCUCUAGACACAUACCAGAGAGAAACCCUAUAAACGUAAGCAAUGUGAUAAAGCCAUUCACAACACAGUAAUCUCCAAAUACAUUAAAGAACACACACAGGAGAGAUAACCUCCAAAUGUAACCAAUGUGACAAAGCCUUUUCCCAAAAUAAUAGUCUCCAAAUACAUAGAAAAAUACAUACUGGAGAGAAACCCUACAAAUUAAUCAUUGUGAUAAAAGCUUUCAAAUCCACAUUCAUCUUUUUUUGUUUGUUUGUUUUGUUCUGUUUAGAGUUAAAGACAGAUUUUAUUUUAAACUCUGAUUUACCAAAUUAGCUUUUCCUACCAACUUUCAGAGCAGAGACCUUCACAGUAUUCACAAUCUUUUGUUUAUUGGCUGCGUUUGUGGGAGCCUUGGCAGCCACCAUUGCAGUCUUUGAUACCCGCUUAGCCUUUUUUCCUUUCUUGUUCCUUCUAGCCUGCUCUCAAUGAGCUUUCCUGACUCCUGUUUUCUGAUUCUUCUUAGCAUUAUAUCAGCACGAGACACACAGGGAUGACUCCCUGGAACAUGACUGUACUGCGGGUUCUUUUCUUUUGAAUUUCUUCAGUCUGUGUUUGUGUGUGUGUGUGUGUGUGUGUGUGUGUGUGUGUGUGUGUGUGUGUGUGUGUGUAUCUGUAGAGGACAGUCUAGUUCAUCUGCCUAGGAUUCCUUUUGGAAAGGAAUGCAGACUCACUUUUGCCAGUAAGAAAACUGGAAAACCUUCCAAUCUGUCUUGGCAUAGUGCUGCCCAUGUCCCAGGUAGAUCUAGAACCCGGUGAAACUGAACAGCUCAGCCUUCACGGUCAUAGAUACUCACCUGCCAGGGAAAGACAGCACAGAGCACAGUAAUCUUAAAAGGCAUGGGGUAAUGUGUGUGUGAUAUCAUUAAACAGGUGAAGGCAGGUACAAGAUAGGACGAGGCCUGUCAUUGGAUGAGAGGGAAGGAUGAGCUGCAGAAAAGUUUGAGGGAAGAGGAUCUUAUCAAUUGGAUCAGAGGUUAUUGUGUGUUGUUUCUUGUGGGGAAUUAAGUUUAAUAGAGUAUGUGUCAGCUGGGACACUAAGCCACGAUGGAAUUGAGAUGUAUAUUCCUGGCAUGGUGACAGCCUGCUUUGGGGACUGCAUUGGUAGAGAGAUUAUUGCCAGGCUCAGAGAGAGGCCAUAGGCAGUAUUAUAGGGGCUAGAGCAAAGCGGGUGAGAGGCUUUGCUGAUUGAGAUUAAGAUAUCUACCAGAUAUCUUGUGACACUGUGGUGCCGACCAAGUGGGGUUAAAGACAGCAUUCCAUUUUUUAUAAUUUUACAGCAACACAUACACCUGGAGAGAAGCCAUUGGUGUUUUGUUCAGUAAAUUUUCCCCUUUUCCCAUGUAUUUGAGGCUCAUCCCCAAGUUUUCUUCUAUUAAUUUGAGUAUCUGGUUUUAUGUGGAGUUCCUUGAUCCACUUGAAUUUAAGCUCUGUCCAGGGUGAUAAGAAUGGGUCAAUUUGCAUUCUUCUACAUGUUAACAUCCAGUUGAACCAGCACCAUUGUUGAAAUGUUAUCUUUUUUCCACAUGAUGGUUUUAGUUUUGUCAAACAUCAGUUAACCACAUGAGUGUGGGUUCAUUUCUGAGUCUUCAAUGCUGUUCCACUGAUCUGCCUGUCUCUGUACCAAUACCAUACAGUUUUUAUCCUCAUUGCUCUGUAGUACUGCUUGGGGAUGAUGAUUUCCCCAGAAGUUCUUUUAUUGUUGAGUAUAUUUUAUGCUGUUCUGGUGUUUUUGUUAUUCCAAAUGAAUUAGCAAAUUGCUCUAAGUCUUUGAAUAAAUGAGUUGGAAAUUUGG
Messenger RNA from Rattus norvegicus (Norway rat), 43082 nucleotides. It is a transcript of the gene Zfp431l10, whose product is annotated as zinc finger protein 431 like 10. The record is from RefSeq and is a predicted model, not a curated record. Gene Ontology annotation, biological process: regulation of DNA-templated transcription. Lineage: Eukaryota; Metazoa; Chordata; Mammalia; Rodentia; Muridae. Gene Ontology annotation, cellular component: nucleus.